Messenger RNA from Patiria miniata (bat star), 1127 nucleotides. RefSeq names its product dnaJ homolog subfamily C member 8-like (gene dnajc8). Gene Ontology annotation, cellular component: nucleus. The record is from RefSeq and is a predicted model, not a curated record. The coding region runs from base 27 to 785 and encodes 252 amino acids. The transcript has 8 exons. Lineage: Eukaryota; Metazoa; Echinodermata; Asteroidea; Valvatida; Asterinidae.
GUCUUGGUGACUAAAAACUUGAAAAGAUGGCGGCGGACAGCGGCACGUCGAAGGAUGGAACGAGCGAAAAUGAGGCCCAUUUUUCCUCCUUUAUGCAAGAGGUGAAGGCGAUUGAGAAGAGGGAUUCAGUACUGACACCAAAGCAACAAAUUGACAGACUUCUCCGUCCGGGCAGUACGUACUUCAAUCUCAACCCGUUUGAGGUCAUACAAGUGCCACCAGAAAUGACCCCUGAUGAAAUCCGGAAAAAGUACAGACGGUUAUCCUUUCUUGUGCAUCCCGACAAAAAUGUUGACGACAAGGAGCGGGCGCAGAAAGCUUUUGAAGUUUUGACCAAUGCCAUGAAGACCAUUGAAGACGAAGAGAAGAGGAAAAGCAUGCUGGCCAUCAUUGAAGAAGCCAAGGAGAAGAAUGAAUUUCUCCUGGAAGAGAAACGAAAGAAGCAGAAGAAGGAAGAUAAGUCGACAGAGAUCGAGGAAGACGAUCCAGAAAAGUUCAAAGAGACGUUGUACAAGACAACGGUGAAGCUGUUUGCCGACUACGAGAUCAGGAGGCGAGAGCUGGCCGAGCGGGACGCGGUGCUGCGGAAACGGGAACGGGAAGAAGAGAUCGCUGCCGAGGAGAAAGCCAAGAAACAGAAGGAGUGGGAGAAGGAAUGGGAGAAAAGUCGGGAUGACCGCGUGGAUAGCUGGCGAGACUUCAACAAGGGAGGCAAGAAGAAGAAAGCCAAGACCAAGAACAGGAUGGCCUUCAAACCUCCCAAGCCCAAGCUGGAACAAAGAUGAUGAACGGCCACUCAAAGAUGUAAAUAGUUACACCCUUUACUGCGCAAAGUCAACCCUACUUUUACCUUGGUCAAAGAUUGGGUUUGGGAUUUGUAUUUCCCCAAUUCAUCCGGUCUCUUGCAAGUGCCGUAAAGCCGUCGUGGCAGUAAAGGUCUUCAUCAACCAGAUGAACCAAAUCAAGUCUUGAGAACACCGGCAGCGCUAACCAGACAACUCUGAGCAUACCUCACUUGCGUACAUUGGAUUCAUGUAUUUCUUAUUGUAGCCCAUUCAGUGGAAUCCACUGAUCUCCCCUGAGUCCAAGAGAAGACAAUGUGAAGAAAUUACAGUUUUACUUUUAGA